UAUAUAAAAUCCCCAUUCCUGUAUAUAUUAUCUCAAGCAAAAACAAUUAGAGCUACCAAAAUAAACUCAAUACGCUCUUCAAAGAAAGAAAACAAAAACUAGCAAUAAUGAAGCAAUCUCUUCUUCUUUCCAUCGUUUUACUAUUACUAUCAUCAUCAUCACUCGUUACACCGAUCCAUGCACGUAACAAGUCACAUCCGGCAAAGUCCCCCGUUGGAGCUCCAGCACCAGGACCAUCAGGCGCUGAUUGUUCUUCGGUGAUAUUAAACAUGAUGGAUUGUCUCACUUACCUUAGCAUCGGAUCAAACGAGACUAUGCCAGAGAAAUCUUGUUGUGAUGGGAUAGAGACUGUUUUGAAAUUUAACCCACAGUGCAUUUGUUCCGGUUUGGUGAGUGCCAACAAUAUGGGAAUCGAAUUGAAUAACACAAGAGCUCUUGCCACUCCUAAGACUUGCAAACUCUCCAUUUCUCCUCCCCACUGCGGUAUGAUGACUCCAAGCGGUACGACACCAGGUGCAUCUCCUGUUUCCCCAUCGGCUGGAACACCCAAGACUUCCCCAUCUGCAGCCAAGUCACCGGCAACUUCGCCAUCUUCGGAUGAGACACCAUCAAAGACUGCACCAUCACCCACUUCUGGCACAAGCAUCAUCUCAGUUCCUGCACUCACCAUCGUUGCCGUAUUAGUUUCUUCUAUUGCUUACAUUUCGGCUUUUCCCAAUUAAUCACAGCUUUUCUUUUAUUAUUUCUUUGUAUUUUCUUCGAUGAAUUGAACAUUGUUAUGGUCGUCAUUUGAAGACAUGAUUCUUUUAAUGUUUUUGGAUAUUCAGGUUAGAUUUCUUCAA
Camelina sativa (false flax) is the source of this 842-nucleotide messenger RNA. NCBI's taxonomy places the organism in Eukaryota, Viridiplantae, Streptophyta, Magnoliopsida, Brassicales, Brassicaceae. The record is from RefSeq and is a predicted model, not a curated record.